Molecule: messenger RNA, 2481 nt
Organism: Polyodon spathula (Mississippi paddlefish)
Lineage: Eukaryota; Metazoa; Chordata; Actinopteri; Acipenseriformes; Polyodontidae
Product: survival motor neuron protein-like
Exons: 9
Coding region: 135-1262 (375 amino acids)
Biological process (GO): mRNA processing
Cellular component (GO): nucleus; cytoplasm
Molecular function (GO): RNA binding
Source: RefSeq, a predicted model, not a curated record
AGCUUGAGGACAGUCACACACGCUGUAGUGUCUGCAUGCACGCUGAGCUUGGUUUAAUUUAAACACGACUGUGCGUUUGUUUAUUCUUGUUAUUAGUUUGAAUAAUACAUAAAUAAACACAUUUUUGUUUCACAAUGGCGGAAUUGGACGGAGAAAUAGUCUACCAGAGUGACAGAACGGAAGUGGGUGAGUCUUUCUGCGAGGAUACAGCGCUGGUCAAAGCCUAUGACAAGGCAGUGAAGCCAUUACAGAGUGCCCCGGCGAUGGAGCGCGAGGGCUGUCACAUGCACGUCAACGUCACGGGGGAAUCUGAAGGAGAUAAUGAGACAAAGAAAGAGGAAGAGAAGGGGACAGAAGCGCAGUGGCAGGUGGGGUGGCGGUGCUGUGCAGUCUGGUCGGAGGACGGGCUGGUGUACCCCGCAGUGGUGCGCAAGCUGUUGCCGGACCGAGGGAGGUGUGUAGUUCGGUUUGAGGGUUACGGGAACGAGGAGGAGCAGGACCUCAGUGCCCUGCUGCCGGCCCAGGACUCUGAGCCCAUCAAUCCCACCCACACCCAGGACUCUGAGCCCUCCGUUCUCACCCACACCACAGAACCGGAAUCAGGACAGUGGCAGGUGGGGUGGCGGUGCUGUGCAGUCUGGUCGGAGGACGGGCUGGUGUACCCCGCAGUGGUGCGCAAGCUGUUGCCGGACCGAGGGAGGUGUGUAGUUCGGUUCGACGGCUACGGGAAUGAGGAGGAGCAGGACCUCAGUGCCCUGCUGCCGGCCCAGGACUCUGAGCCCAUCAAUCCCACCUACACCCAGGACUCUGAGCCCCCCGGUCCCACCCACACCACAGAUCCACAACUACAACCAGAACUACAGGAGGAAGACGAUGAGGAUGAAAGCCGCCCGGAGUCUUUGAAACCUGUGAAAAAGGAAAAGGCUAAGAAGCAGGGGCGCGCCUGCCCUGAACUCAACCACGCUUCCUCCCCCCCCUUCCCAUUUCCCCCCCCAAUGCCACCGGGAUACAGCGGCGGGCCCAUCUUCCUGCCCCUCCCUCCCCCUCCCCCUCCCCCCCCUGCCUUCACUUUCCACGGAGCUGCUGACGAGAUCGACGUGGACUCACUGUCCAGCAUGCUGCUGUCCUGGUACUUGUGUGGAUAUCACACCGGCUUCCACCUGGGUUUGCAGCAGGCUCGAGUAGAAGCUGAGAAAAACUGUGCCAAAAACAAACAAGCUCAGUUGAACACCAACAAGAAACUCAGGAAGAACCUCUCCUAGAGCUGUGUUUGGAUAAGACAGCGGUCAGACAUUAUCAGCCCUGAUUGGGAUUGAGACUGGGCAGAGCUGCGUCUCCCUCGGUCUGCUCCCCUGCUGUCAGAGUGCAGCGAGGGUCUGGAUUAAUGUGAUGUGUCACAGUGGAAAGCAGAUAGGAUCACUCCCAUUGGAUGUUUCCGAGUAGUGAUGUAACAUACAUGCAUGUUAAUGGAAAUUGCCUCUUUAAAAACUGACCAUAAUAUUUGAAUGCAUUUUUGCAGAAUGUCACUGUAUUUUUGUAACUUUAUAAAGUACGCAAAAAAAAGAAAUGCAGGGUUUGCGAUGUUAUUUUUCUGAGCUUAAAUGAGCUCAUGCACAGUGCUUCCUGAAUUCCUGCAGAAAAUAAAGGUAGACCAUGUGGUGCAUCAGCAUUGUUCUGUGUUUCAACAAUGAAGAUAGAAAAAGGUUUUUUUAUUUAUUUUUUAAUAUAUAUAAAGUACACGUAUGCAUUCCCAAAAUCCAUGUAAUUGUUUAUUAAAAUGUUAUGGACCAUUUAGGUAUUUUUUCUAAAUAGGGUUGAUAUUUAAGAUAUAAAUAAGAUUUAAACUCUGUCAAUCUGGCAAUAAAUGAGAGAAGACCAGAGGUGGCUCUUCCACAAUGUAUAGUGCAUUAUGACUCCAGUCCGUUGUGUGGAUUGGCUCUGGUACCAACUUCUUAAGGGAUCUACCCAGGUCUGCUUUAGAGAUACCAGAGGAAAGUCUGAUUGGGUACAAAACGUGUUGCUAAAGCUGUAUCCAAGUUUCAUUCCACGUUCACAUGAAACACUGUUUGUGUUGUUUUCUCAGCAUGUCUCGUCUCUCUGUGCUCACAUCUUAUCCCAUUUUUCCAGGUGAUUCAACCAAAACAAGAACUGGUUAGAAUCUCAGGGCUGGACCUGGUUCAGAAGAGCUGCACUGUUAAUUCUCGUCAUCAUCAAAUAGGUGUUCUUUUCUCUCUUGAGUAUCGUGGACACGCCUCUAUAGCUGGAAAUGACCUUUCAGAUUCAGUUUGAUUUUGACCGAUAUCGUCUGGUUUCACAGACCCGGAUCAGCACUAAACUUGGUCUAGCUUACCCCAGGUAACAUUAGGCAGUCCCAAAAACCCAGGCAUGCAUUCCGGAGACAUGUGUAAGUAAAGUGUUUUUGUCAUUGUAAAUAAAAUAAACACUUUGUUUUUGGAUCCUUUAAUCCCCCCCACCCCCCCC